GCCUGCGAGGGGCCGCGGGUGCCGUCGCAGGGGCACGAGCCCGACGAGUCCGAGGACGAGCCCGGGGACGUGGAGUCCGAGUGUCCGGCCCAGCCCCAGCCCUGGGUUUCGGCCAGACGGCACUGCCCGGUGAUGCACGGGCAGCUAGAUUUGGAGCAGGGCGGUAACGUGGCCUCACGAUCUCCCGGAAGGUUCCCGGCACCCAGAAGCCUCCCUCCUCUCUCCUGCCCCACCCUUACCCACCAGAGCCAGCCCGGAGGGGAUGGCUGUGAAAGGAUUCGAUGAGCGGGUGAAUGGCCACCGGAGGAAGGUCCCUCGUGCUGUGACCCCGGCCGUGCUCCCAGACUGGUAAUGGGCAGGGGCAUGAAGACAGGAACUGAUCUGAUGUGGGGUAAGAUUAAGAUUGAAGUCUUCUUUGACCAGCCCUGGAACCCAGAGCUGCCCCCUCCCCCGGAGAGGCCCAGGUGCGAGACUACGGACUCGGAAUCGAACCCACGACCUUCCGGUUUACGGGACGACACCCCAACCAACCAAGCCACGCUGGGCAAGGCUAGGCUCCGUCUCGCUCCGCCUCUCUGCAUACGGAUGUGGGUUUUUCCCAGCGGACAGAGGAGCAAGCUGGGGUCCAGAGAAGGUCCCUUUGACAUGACACGGAGCAAGGUUCCCCGGGGGCUUGCAGACCCCCAGCCCGGCACCCUCGCUCUCGGGGCCUCCAGUCUCAGAGGUGGCAGGGCGGCAACAGGCUGUGGCCCCGGGCAGAGCCAGGCGGACCCAGCGCGGCCCCUUCCACCAUGUGACGUGGGGCAGCCUCUCGCCGCUCCGUGUCCUCAGCUACCAACUCACCCCUCAGGCUCACGGGGCUGGAAGCAUGGAGGGCGCACAUUAGACCCUGGCACUUCUGAAGACCCAAAGCCGGGCACCAGGUGCUGCACGGUCCAGCCAGAGAGCGUCAUGCGUGAAGUAGCUGCUAGGACGGGGCCCACACUCCACCGUGAGGGGCCAGGCAGGCAACAGGAAUUCUCUGUGAGAGUUCCUAUGUGACAGUCCUGUGGUCUGGAAAUACAGUUUUAU
Phyllostomus hastatus (greater spear-nosed bat) is the source of this 1071-nucleotide messenger RNA. RefSeq lists its product as uncharacterized. The transcript is spliced from 7 exons. The coding region runs from base 352 to 1041 and encodes 229 amino acids. The record is from RefSeq and is a predicted model, not a curated record. NCBI's taxonomy places the organism in Eukaryota, Metazoa, Chordata, Mammalia, Chiroptera, Phyllostomidae.